Spirodela intermedia is the source of this 4727-nucleotide messenger RNA. NCBI's taxonomy places the organism in Eukaryota, Viridiplantae, Streptophyta, Magnoliopsida, Alismatales, Araceae. The record is from the annotation of a GenBank genome assembly.
AUGUUAUCCGGAAUAAAAAUUAUUCCACGAGAUAAGGUCAAUAGCUCCUCCAGGAAGGAGGUAUCUGAGUUGGAUUAUUCUCCAGGGAAGAGGAAGAAGUCUAAGAGUAAGAAAAAGAAACAUGACAAGAAAAUGAAUAAGCGGAAGAGUUCCUACAGCUCUGAUGAUGAUGACGACAUCAUGUCCCAGUCUACAAGUGAUACUUAUUCAGAGAGUGAAGAGGAGCUGAGUAGAAAGAAAAAGUCUAAGACGAAAAGGAGUAGCCUCUCAUAUGACGAGGAUUCUUUAUCAAGUGAUGAGGGAAAGAAGAAAAAGCGUGCCAAGGCAAAAAACCAGGCGGUAAAAGGUAAUUCGCUCAUCAGAUAUUCGUUUUAUGUGUCAAUUGCCAUGCUGAUAUUCAAAAUCUCUGUUAGGAGUUUAUAACCAUUCUUUUUGCAGAGGAGAUUGGAGAGAAGUCCCACAGGGAUAAAGAACUUUUGAGGAAAGAAAUGGGUCUGGACUGGAUGCUAAAGUCUAGCGAUGGUAUGGCAAGGAAGCCUGCUGAUCUUGAUCAUGUCCAUGAAGAAGUUGUAACAGAAGAGGUAUACUUGUGCAUCUGCCCAUGUGCGAUCUAUUUAUUUAGUAGUGCCCCUUAUUCCAUCUUCACAUUUGAGUGACCUUUUAAAACAGAAGAAUCUGAGAAAGAUCAAAUUAUAUUUUCUUCAACAUAAUACUCAGAUGCUGAUACUCUGCUAUAAUCAAAAAAAGGAAUUUUUUUUAAAGGACUUGGAAUUAUGUCACUUAUAUCCAUUUUACUAACUUAUCAAUGGUUUGUCAGAUGCAUAAUCUUGUACCAUCAUGGAAUUUUAGGUAGGAGCUGCAUUAGGGUAAAGGAGAGAGGUGAGGGGUGACAUAACAGAGAUGGAUUGGGGAAGUAGAGAGGAACAGAAGAUAGAUGAGGUCACAGAGACACUGAAAAAGAAGAGAGAGAACUAGCGGAAACAAGAGAGAAGCUGCCCUGGGGGGGAGGGGAAGAGAAUUAAAUAUAGAAACCUAGAGCAGAAGAUAGAUGUGUGUGUGUGUGUGUGUGUGUGUGUGUGAGAGAGAGAGAGAGAGAGAGAGAGAGUUUUGAAAAUAAAGAGAGAGAACUUUGAAGAUAAACAAAUUAAGAUUGGAUGAAGAUGGAAAAAGUGUUGAAAGGUGUAUCAAAAUAGCCAUAACAUUUGUCACUUUUUGUAAUGGUUUCAUUUGGGAUACCUGCAACUUUUAAUGCUAAUGGCUUUGCCAGGUUGGACGUUCAUGAUGUCAGUACACGGAAAGAAAACCAUUAUCUUCUUGGGAUAUUUAUUGGACCGUCCUUUGGAAAUUUUCUUUUCAUAAAUAGAUAUCAUACUUUGAUUAAAACAACCUUUCAUUCGCUAACUCGACAUUCGAUCGGAAUUGGUAAAUCAUCUAGUGCAAAGGUCUGAUUGACAUCUGCUCAAUACGUCUUAGUUAAUCCAUAUUGAAAUGAUGACGCUUAUGGUUGAUUGACUGAUUUUAAUUGAUAGCCAAAUUUCAAGCGUGGACAUGCACGAGAGGAUUUUUCUAUAUUUUGAGUCUUUUAAAAUCUUUAGUGGCAGGUUAAACUGGAGAAUGUAUAUUACGCUAUCAUUCCUUGAGCCUAAUGGUCAAGAGUAUCGUGUCACAUUUGCUUUGCCAAAUCAGUUUUGUCUAAAAAGAUGUCAUCCUGUUUUUUUGUCUUAGCAGGAAGUGAGACCCAAUCCAAGAGAGUUGAACCCAUAUUAUAAAGAUAGUGGAAGUGGUUUCCCAGAAGAAGCACCUGAUACUGCACAGAAUUCGAGCAAACUUUUUGCUUCUUCAGUUGUUGGUGAUGGUGGAGCUAGUUGGCGACUAAAGGCAUUAAAACGUGCACAGGAGCAAGCAGCUAGAGAUGGGCGAAAACUUGAUGAAGUACCGAUAUCUUUGAUUUUUCUUGAAAUAACAACUUUGAAAUACUGAUCACGUUUAAUUUUUGCAGGUUGUCGAAGAACGUUGGGGAUCUUUGGGUCAAUUAGCUGCAUCUGUAGCAUCUCGUAGAGUUGCACACACUCAUGCACAUCAGCAUGCCAUAAAAGAUAGAAGAAGAGGAAUCACAGAAAAACCUGAAAAAAAUGAGCAUGAUCAAAUGAAGGGACAAAACACAGAAGCACGGAUUGGUCACCGCGAUUAUUUGCAGGAUGUUUCUUCUCGUCAUCCUGAAAUGAGAAAACCAAAACCUGAUUCAAAUGGGUGGAGAAAGAGGAAGACAAGUGUCUUAGGCGAUAAUACAGUUAUAUCUGACGCUCUGUCAGCGUUAAAUAAAUUUUCAAAUGAUGGUAGCUUUUUGGAUACGAUUACUGUUCAGCAGGGUAGAGGUCCUGGAAAUUCAGUUGAGGAUGUAAGUGAAAUCAGGACAGAGGAAGCUGUUCCUUCCAAAACCAUCACAUCCGAGAAAGAACAUUCGGUUGCCGUGCAUGGAUUGAGUGCGAAUCAAUUGGCAGCUAAAGCAAUGCAGCUUCGUUUAAAAGGGAAUCAUGAAGAGGCUGAAAAACUCCUGGUGAGAGAACACAUCUACUUACAACUAGAUUUUUCUCUUUGGCUUUCUACGUCCUUAUUUACGUAUCUAAUUUCAAUAUAGAGAAGGAAAUUGCACGCCUUUAUUUUUAUUCAGGCAGAAGAAGAAUCCUACAGUGGAAGAAAUUUCUUUUGUAAUGAAAAAUUUAUUAGCUUCACUAAAAGAUGGCUUCGUUCUUUACAUGAAGACUUGGUUAUUGAGUAGCCGCACUGGCUUUGCUACCUUUGGUAUUGCUUAUGGGGUAUUACUAUCUUAAUGUGCAUUGAUUGAUCGUUUGGAUGUGUUCAUUCAAGAUGCCAAGCCAUCUUUUUGGUAGGGAGGUUGAACUGAGCAUCAGAUUCGAAGGUUAAGCUUAGUGUCAAUUAUAUUCCUCCAGGAUUUGCGUGGCAGACAGUCGUAUUUCUGAGAAAUUAUUAGGGGUUGCAGAAAUAUUGAAGCCAUGCUUUUAUUUCUUGAACACUCGUCUCUAGAACUUAAGCACUUGAAUAAUUUUCUUUCUUGCUCGUUUUCAGAAGGAAGCUGAGUCCAUGAGUUGCAACCGAGAUUCAAAGGCUAAACCCAUUGUUCAGGAAACCAAGGGAAACACAAGCAGGUUUACCCACUCACUUCAGUUGUGCAUAAAACAAAAUUUUCACGAAGAAAUACAUUUUGUAGCAUUAAUUAUCCCAUUAGAGCAAGAAUCAUAGCAUAAACUGUUUGUUCAUUGCUUGAUCAUGGUUCCCGGUAUAUAAUUCACUUUACUUAUUUUUAUUCUCUGACAAUCUCAGGUAUGAUGAGAGGAAGGCUUCUAGCCAUUUGAAGAAAAGGGAGGAUGACGGUGAUUUGAAUUUGGCACAAAGAAUUAUGCGAGAUCGAAAAUAUAGCAUGUCUGGGCGAGCAGAUGACGAGUAUGAUUUUGAUGAAGCUCCCACUAGAAAACAUAAGAAGAAAAGGGAAGUGGCAGCAGAGGAGAAGCAUAGCAUUGGCAAGCGUAUCUUGACACAGCAGGAACGAUGCCAAUUUUGCUUUGAAAACCCGUCACAACCAAAGCAUCUUGUUAUCUCAAUCGCAAACUUUACCUAUAUGAUGUUACCACGGUAUCAGCCUCUUGUGCAAGGCCACUGCUGUAUUUUGCCAUUGCAGGUAAGCAAACCAUCAGCCUGUCUUCCUUCUGUCCACGCAGUUAUUAAUUAAUUGGUGCAGCCUAUGUUUCAUUUAUAUAUAUGAUUUCUCUUCCGGAAGGAAGCGUCUGUUUGAAAGUUAGAAUGCUUUUUAGCCAUAUGCUUCUUGAGAAUCAAAGUCGGAGCAUUUUUGUACUCGUUACCCAUUUUUUAUUCCUUCUCAUUCACAAAUAUCCGACAGCUAGAAAUUUGAUAUCAUUUGGCACCUAAAAUGCAGCAUGAGGCUAGCACUAGAACAGUUGACGAUAACGUGUGGGAAGAAAUGCGCAACUUCAAGAAGUGUCUGAUAAUGAUGUUUGCCAAGCAAGAUAAGAGUGUGGUAUUCCUCGAGACAGUAAUUGGCCUGUCCAAACAGCGUCGUCACUGCUUAGUUGAGUGUGUCCCUUUGCCCAGUGAGCUUGCAGCAGAAGCACCUAUGUACUUCAAAAAGGUAUGGAGCAGGCUUUGUGCCUAGCAAAUGUUUAUAUUUUUCUCUGUCUUUCUGGUAAUCGAGCAGGCUUAUGCUGCUUAUUGUGGCAAGGAUGUUGUUCUUUUUUUCUGUAUCGUAAUCUGUUGUAGCUUUCUGAAUGUCUUAGCUACUACACUCUGCAAGUUCCCCAAUCUCUCUCUCUCUCUCUCUCUCUCUCUCUCUCUCUCUAAGGUACUUCUCAUUCUCACAGGCAAUCGAUGAAGCCGAGGACGAGUGGAGCCAGCACAAUGCCAAGAGGCUUAUUGAGACCACAAGUGAAAAGGGUCUGAGGCGAGUGAUCCCCAAGGAUUUCCCCUAUUUCCACGUGGAGUUUGGCUUAGACAGGGGAUUCGUCCACGUAAUUGACGACGAGGGAAGCUUCAACAGCAACAUUGGCCUGAACGUCAUCAGGGGCAUGCUCCAACUCCCUGAGGAGGACAUGUACCGCCGCCGCCGACAGGAAGCUGUAGAGACCCAGAGGUCAGCGGUGGCAGCUUUCGCACGGGAAUGGGAACCCUUCGACUGGACAAAACAACUCAGCUAA